Rotaria sp. Silwood1 is the source of this 950-nucleotide messenger RNA. NCBI's taxonomy places the organism in Eukaryota, Metazoa, Rotifera, Eurotatoria, Philodinida, Philodinidae. The record is from the annotation of a GenBank genome assembly.
UUUCCGUUUUCAGAAAGAAUCCACACACGUCGUUUGAUACAAUAAAACUAUUCAACAGUAACACUAAUCGACGAUCUUGCCCUAUUCUUUCCAGGUUCUUGUUUUUCUUUACUUUCAGACAAGAUUCCUGUAUUCAGGCAAGAUUCUUUUCGACAGGAAAGUAAAAAGAAUCUUGUCUGAAUUUCAAGAUGACAAGAAUCUCGUCUGAUUAAUCAGAAAUAAAAGAAUCAGGCAAGAAUUAUAAGAUAUUCAAGAUAUAUUUAACGUUCAGACAAGAUUCUUGUUAAAAGAAAAGAUAAAGAAUCUUGUCUGAAAUUCAAGAUCAAAAGAAUCUUGUCUGAAAAUUAUGAAAAAACAGAAACUGGAAAGAAAUAUAAGAUAUUUUAAAUUUCUUAGUAUUCAGACAAGAUUCUUAUGAUAGAAAAGAAAAAGAUUCUUGCCAGCUUUUCAAGAUCAACAGCACGUGAUGUCGUCUUUGUAUGAUCAAAUAUAUAAAGGCAGUGUCUGAACGUUAUUUAUUCAUUAUUUCAAUUGGAUGUAUAGAAAAAGUUUCCAUUCGAUAUCGAGAAAACAGUGGAAUAUAUGAUAUCUUUUUUUCCAUUGUUUUCAGAAAACUUACACUUAUUAAACACAUUUCGAUAUUUUAGCAAUCCACAUCUUUCUAUUUUAUUUUUUUUAGAUUUUCUUUCAUUAUCCACAAAAGUGUUUUUUUAAUGGACGAAGGAAAUAUUGAUUUCAUCAAAAAAUUAUUGUUUGAUAAUGUUCUUGGUAGUAUAGGUAAUAUCUAUAUGCACUUUAUAUCUUUUUGAUUAAAAUACUAUCUUUUUUAGUCAUCACCACAUACGGAUAAACAACGUCGAUGGCGUGCUAAGAAAAAAGAUCAACAUCAUCGUACUCAAUUAUCUCUACAUCAUUUACUAGUUGAACAAAUUGUAAAUAACUUAUUUUAA